Molecule: messenger RNA, 231 nt
Organism: Haemonchus placei
Lineage: Eukaryota; Metazoa; Nematoda; Chromadorea; Rhabditida; Trichostrongylidae
Source: the annotation of a GenBank genome assembly
CUUUCUUCGACAUUAUAUCGAAUAGAGGAACGGCGGUGCCAACGACAAGCCCGUCUGAUUUGCGAUAACCCAAGUGCGGAUGUGACACUAUUUUUUAGGAUUGAUCGAUCCGUUGGGAAAGCUUUAGCAGUUGAGAAGCUUUUACAGGACAGUUAUAUAUUCGACACACAUGUUAUGGGUCGUCCAAAUGGCAACAUCCAUAUUGUUGCCGCUAAACGGGACUAUAUCUAG